AUGCUGUCAACUCGUCACUUCCUUCGCACUCCCCUCUUGCGUUCAAUUCACUCUUCCGCCGUCCUCCUCAAGGGCAAUCAGCGCUACAAAGAGCGCUCUUCGAGCGUGGAGCGUUCUUCCACGGCGAAUUCUCGACGUGAGUGGAUCAUGCAGUUGCGUGCCACUGCAAAUCGAAAGAAGUGGGAGGCGGAAGAGGCGUCACGGUCUUCGCGCAGACUCAUGCAGCCUCCUCCCGGUCUCAGCGUCUUCUUCACCUCCUCCUUCGAAGAAACGUCUUGGCCAAUUGUAUCCGCGAUACGCAAUCUCAGAGAUGCAGCUGGACCAGAAAUGUACAAUUGUGAAAGUAAUCCCCUCUACGCUAAGGUGAUUAGGGAUCUUUAUCUUCCAUUGAAUUAUAAUUUUUCUAAAGCCAUGCAAUAG
Messenger RNA from Rodentolepis nana, 420 nucleotides. The record is from the annotation of a GenBank genome assembly. NCBI's taxonomy places the organism in Eukaryota, Metazoa, Platyhelminthes, Cestoda, Cyclophyllidea, Hymenolepididae.